Molecule: messenger RNA, 5270 nt
Organism: Oryzias melastigma (Indian medaka)
Lineage: Eukaryota; Metazoa; Chordata; Actinopteri; Beloniformes; Adrianichthyidae
Gene: exoc3l1
Product: exocyst complex component 3-like 1
Biological process (GO): exocyst localization; exocytosis
Cellular component (GO): exocyst
Molecular function (GO): SNARE binding
Source: RefSeq, a predicted model, not a curated record
AGCAGCUAGAUCUACAGCAGAUCUACAGCUAGAUCUGCAGGAGCUAGAUCUACAGCAGAUCUGCAGCUAGAUCUACAGCAGAUCUGCAGCACAGGCAGAGCAGUCAAACUCAGGCAGGGGAAGUGACACCUGUGACAAAACUGGAAAACAGAAGGUCAGCGGCUUUGUGGUCCUGACUGGUGCGGAUUCAACAUCCUGGAGGUUCGUCGGUUCAGAGCGCUCUGGAGGAAGAACCCGUUCCUGUGUGGCAGCAGAGCAGAAGGUGUAGCGCAGAUCCAGCUGUGGAUCGGCGGGCCUUCAGCCGGGAGAAUUUCCAUCGGCUUCGGUCCAUUUCAGUUUGGUCUUCAGCUUGAAGAGCAGGCGUGGAAAGACGUCCGGCUGCAUCCCUGUGUGCAGCUUCCAGCUUCUCUUUUGUUGUGAACCUUUUCAGGAAGCUUUCAGGUGUAAACUGAUGGGGCUGAAGGACUCGCAUCAACAGCUGUCCCUCAAACUGCUGCUGAGACACUCAUCCACACAAACUUUGAGUUAGAAGUGAUGUUCUGAAGCAACAUUUAUUUUAAAAAGUCCUGUUGAUCUUAACUUGUAAACAAUGGAGUGGAAGCUUCUUCCUGUAACACAGAAACCAUGAAUUAGACUUCGGUGCUCCUCCAACCAGACUCCACGUCAUUUAUCCUGAUUUCCUCUAAGUUUUCCCAAUCAGGAAGACCGGAAGGUUCUGGAGGUUCUGGAGGUUCUGUAGACCCGCAGGUCCACCAUACAUUCCUGACAUUCAGCUCCUUGCCGGCGUCCCGGCGUCUGGAUUGUAUUCCCGGUCCUCUUUUCUGACCAAGUCUUCAUGCGUUCCUGAAAGCAGCAGAGUGCCGCCGCCCCUCCCUUUCCUGCCGGUCUCUCAGCAGAGGAUGUGUGGUGGAGGGAGGGUGUGUAGAGAGAGGAAAGCCCUGGAAUGGAGAGAGCCGCUCUCCUCCACCCUUUGCUUCUCCUCCUUCCUCUGUCUGCCAGUCUUCACCCUCCUGAGGCUGCUUUGUAGCGUGGGCGCCUUCAGUCCUGGCCCUCGGGGGGGGACAAGGAGUCUGGCUGGAGGACGGAAACCUGAACUUCAAUGUCAGCUGGAGACCAGAGGAAUGGUGGUGACAAGAGUGAAGACAUGGUGUCCCGGGCCGCUGUGUGGCCAGAGGUGGAAAGGGCGGAGCUCCUGGCCCGCGGGGCGGCCCUGAAGUGGGCAUCAGGUGUUUUCUGUCGGCCUGAACACCUGGAGCGCCUGAGCCAGUACAGGAAGAGGGAGAGUCAGAGGACCUCAUCCAUCCACACCCGGCUGAAGUCUAUGGUGCAGUCGUACCUGGAGGGGGUGGGCUGGGGUCUGGAGCAGCUCCGGGAGGCCAGGACCGAGCUCAGGGAGGUGUCGCAAACGCUGCAGAAAGCAGGUGUGGAGGCGGACGCCAACACAGAGGGAGUGAGGUCACUGGAGAGACUCCGAGAGCUGUCCGUCAGCCGGCAGCAGCUCCUCGCCGCCGUCAGCAACCUGCCCAGGCUUUACGCAGUCCAGGGCUUGGUUCUGGAGACGGAGCGUCUGGUGGAGUCCCGGCGGCUGCUGGAGGCCCACGCCCGGCUGAUGGAUCUGGAGCGCUGGCAGGACGACAUCCUCUGGCAGCUCGGCGGCGCUGACGGGCCGACAGGAAGUGCUGUAAGUGCUGAUGACCAGGAGCUGGCGGCCAAGUAUUUCUCUGGAGUGCAGCAGCUGGUGGACGCCCUGGGGAAGGAGAUGUGGGCGGUGGUGAGCAGCGCUCUGGCUUUGGCGCCACAGAACCCCACGCCGUUCGUGUCCGCCGUGCGGAUAGUGGAGCGCGAGGAGGCCCUGGACCGCGCUCUGCUGGCACAGAGAGGAGGCGGUGGUGGCGGCGGCAGGCCCCUCCCUCCCGGACGACCUCGAUGCUGGCGAGCUCGCUUCUUCCAGGUGCUGGAGGAGGCGGUGUCCGCUCGCUUUCGCAGCGUCUCCUACCUGCACACUCGUGGUCCGGGUCUGGCGGGUCACCUUUCCGCCCUGCAGCACGCUGUCAUGGCUGACCUGGCCACGGUACGCCAUCUGCUGGAGCACUGCGUCCCCCCACACUACCAGCUGACAGCUGCCUACCUGAAGGCCACCCACCACUGUUUACACACUCACCUGACACAGGUGAGCAGCUGGGAUCUGGAGAGCGGCGAGAUCUUUGCCGUGCUGAACUGGGUGCUGCACAUCUACAACAGCCCUGACAUGCUGGGUCACCCUGAGCUGGUGACGGAGGCCGACCGAGCGGUGCUGGGACCCCUCAUCUCCUCAGAGGGGCUGGAGCAGCUCCAGAGCAAAUACGUGCAGAGCGUGCGGAAGAGCGUGUCAGAGUGGAUGCUCAAAGCUUUGCAGGUGGAGCUGCAGGACUGGCAGAGAGAUCAGGAGCCAGACACAGACCACGAAGGCUUUUACCUGACCAGCCUUCCUACCAUCAUCACACAGAUGCUGGAGGAGAACGCCCGUGUGGCGCUCAUGAUUGGAGAAUCACUCCGAGAUCAGACCAUCCAGAUGGGGCUGUACGAGAUAGAAAACCUGCUGAACAGGUUUCGAGAGGCUCUGGUGGAGUUUGGGAAGGAGCAUCUUAAGGAUCCGAGUAGCAACAGGUUCUACCUGCACUACCUGCUGGCCUCCAUCAGUAACUGCGUUAUUCUCAAGCAGUCCACAGAGACCCUGCAGCUGCAGCAGUCCUCUCAGUCAGCGGGACACUUCUCCCGGACGCCCCCCAACCCUCUGGCGGCGCUGGACCGGGCAGUCCGCCGGGCGUGCCGCUUGGUGAUGGAUCAGCUCCUGUUGGACCUGCAGCCCUUCCUGCCCGGCCUGCUGACCCGACCCUGGCUGGUCCAGGGAGACCCCACCCCCAAACUAUGCAGCAUCCUGGAGCAUCACCUGGAGCUCCACGGCUUCGUCCGGCCGCCCUGUUGCCAGCGCCUGCAGGAGGAGGCCCAGUGGCUGAUGGUGGUGGAGUACGUCCGAGCGCUGAUGCAGAAGAGGUUUGUGUGUCGCAGCAAUGAGGACAGGAAGCAGCUGGCCCAGCAGAUGCUCCAGGACGACCAGCUGUUCAGAGAAACCUUCCACAGUCUGCGAGGAGCACGUGUCUGUGCUGCUGGACAUCCGUGGCGACGUCUCCAGGGACGUCAGGGCAGCGGUGCUGGACCUUCUGGAGCAGAGCGCCCCCCCCCUGCCGGCGGGGUACCGGCCCAUCUUCACCGACAUCUUGGUGCCCCCCUCCACCACAGUUUUCUGCCUGCCCACCGCCAGGUGUGCAUGAGUGCAGGGGGGUUCAGAGGAUGGCGUCCUCCCAGAGUCCUCCUCACCUGGAGCGUGGCGGGUUUAUAGUCUAUCCAUCAGGUGAGCUGCCAGUUCAGGUGACCUGGACCUGCCGGUUCAGGUGACCUGCCGCUUCAGGUGACCUGCUGGUUCGGGUGAGCUGCCGGUUCAGGUGACCUCCCAGUUCAGGUGACCUGGACCUGCCGGUUUGGGUGACCUCCCGGUUCAGGUGACCUGGACCUGCCGGUUCGGGUGACCUGCCGGUUUGGGUGACCUGCCGGUUCAGGUGACCUGCCGGUUCGGGUGACCUGCUAGUUCAGGUGAGCUGCUGGUUCAGGUGAGCUGCCGGUUCAGGUGACCUGCUGGUUCAGGUAAGCUGCCGGUUCAGGUGAGCUGCCGGUUCGGGUGACCUGCUAGUUCAGGUGACCUGCCGGUUCAGGUGACCCGCCGGUUCAGGUGACCUGGACCUGCCGGUUCAGGUCCGGACUCUACUUCCUGGUUUGUGUCUUCUUCUGCUCAGAAAGUCUCAGAAUAAAAACAUUUUUUAGAAUGUAUGAAAAAUGUAAAAUAAGAUUUUCUGUUGAAACAUUUCUCUCUACUGAUGCAUUCGGACUUCAUCUACUCUGUUAUAAACACAAUAAAUUACUUUUUUUGUUUUAUUUUCAUAUUUAGAAACCUCCUGUGCAUUAAAAUCAUCCACGUGAAAGCUUCUAUGUUUUUUUAAAUUCUGGUCACGGAGAAAACUCAUGAAUUCAAAUUAACUCCAUUUGUCAUUAAACUCCAUUUAUUUACGGAAUAAACGUUUUUUAAAACUGAAGGAAACAAAUAGUUAAAGACAGUCAGAUAUAGAAAACUUUGUGUUUCUCUGGGAUUUUGGACUAACUGUGAUUGCUAGAUAUUUAAAUGCCUUAAAUUUAAUAUUUUAUCAAAUGUUUCUGUUUUUUGUCAGGAAGUCGUAAAAUGCCAUUUGAAAUGUAUUUAUUCUAUUUAUGAGAUUUGUCUUAAUUCCUCUUCAUCACAUGUUGAUGUUAGCAUGCAGUGUUAAUUAAAUAUUGUUUUUUUUAUUUAUACUGUUAAUAAGUGUAAACUUUUUUUCUGUUUAUGAACAGACGAAUAUGGAAAUUACAAUAAAAACCAAUGAAGCACAUGCUUCAUUAGCACAGUUCUAGUUUUUAUUGUUAUUAUUAAAACAUAUGCAACCUUUUUUAAUAUAGAAUGGUUGCACACAUCUGGAUUAAAAUGUUUUGAGUGAAAACAGUUUAUUUCCUGUGUUUUGCUUUGAGUUUUCCCUUUAGUAGAAACUUGGAAUGAACCAUCGCGCGGAUGCCAACAAUGUCAGUUAAAAUAAUGUCUUUAAGGAAAGUAUUAUGAUUGUUUCAAGGGAUUUAUUGGUUUAUAAUAAAGAUUUAUUUUUUUAAUUUCAUUUUUUAUUGGGGGGGGGGGGGUAAUCUCUGUUAAUUAAUUGUUGAUUAAAAAAAGACAAAAAUAAAUAAAACACCUUUCAAGCAAAGCCAUCUUUGUCCUGCUAAUGUUAUUUCUUGCUUUUUUGUAUUUUAGACGUAUAAACAACACACGAACAAACAGACAGAUGUGUCAGUGCCCAGCUCCAAACAGACAAUAAAAGAGGCAAAAUCAAAAAAUCAUGUUUUUGCUCUUUUUGACUGUAGACCACAUUUCCUUCCAACGUUUCCAUGUAACUCUUCAGGCAUUGAGGACGACAUCUGAAAUGUUGACCUCUGAGUUUCAUCUCUCUCUCUAACAGGAUUAAUGCUGAUCCCGACCAAUAAUACCCCCCAGCCCCCGAAAGAACAAAGCCUUCACUGGAUGUUUUCCCUUCCUUAAGACCUUCAGGCUUUUAAAACACACUCCGAUACGCAGGAACGCCGGGAGCUCCAUCUUCUGCUCACAGGUUAUUUUUUAUCCUGUGUAUGCAUUACUCCAAUAAAAACUCUAUUUAUGA